UUCCUCCUCCCCUCCCUCCUUCCCUCCCUCCCUCCCUCCCUCUACCCCCAUCGCCAUGAUCAAGACUCUCCCUCCUUUCCCCUCCACCGACAAGACGGCGGAGAUCAUGUCCAGAUACCGCCCCAUUGCCCCCAAACCCGAAUCCCCAUUCCCCACCUCCGAUCACUCUCUCAACAACAUUCCCCAUUCCUCCUCUUCUUCUUCUUCCUCUUCCUCUUUUCUUCGAAAUGUGUGGCCUCAGUUGCAAGCUAGACCCACUCGUACUCGUAAGAGAUCUCGUCCUCCACCCAUUUCCCCUCACUCCUUAAAACGAGCAAGAAUUACCCCUCCUCCUAAUUUCUCCCUCCAUCAUCCUUUUCCUUCUUCUUUACUUCCUCAUCUUUCUCUUCCUUCUAUUAAUUCUGGGUUUCAUGAUUCCUCUUCUAAUUCUAAUCUUGUCACGCUUCCGCUUCUUCCUUCUGUUUCUGAUGAAACUGAAACCACCCCUGUUUCUGAGAUUAAUUUCAUUAAGUCUUUUGAUGAAGAGAAGGGGGUGGAAUUCAAUGUUGAUAGUGCUGUUGUCUCUGAAAUUCCUCAAGAGAAGGAUUUGUUGCAGCAACUUCAAUGUCCGGUUUCUGUUUCAAAUGUUAUAACUCCGCACCCUGUUCGUCCCGUUGGUUCCAGCAUUCGCGUUGGGUGUAUCAAUGAAGCUCAAAACCCUGUCCACUCCAAUAAUACUCCACAGCUGCCGAAGAAACCGGAUGAAGUGGAAAAGGAAGUUGAAUCCGAGGUGUUGCCAGCGGUUAUAUCGGAUUCGAAUAACAGAGUGAGAAUGGCAAAUUCUGCUUAUAAGGAAAUGGUUGGCCAACCAGAGUGCUUGUGGCUCGAUUCAAUGGUUACCGGAGAUGAACGGCUCAAAGGUAGAAGAAUCGGCGGUGAAGUGAUGCUCCACCUCUCCGAUGCGGCGGCUGUGCCUCAUUCCUCAAAUGGGUUCUCUUGUUGGGUGAGGAUUGAAUGGGGAAACAGUGACGGAAAGAAAAAUUCCGUCACCGCCUUUUGCGAUGUUAUCAAACUUUCUUGCGUGUCUCGAGAUUACCUCUUCACGUGGAGGUUCCAUACUCAAACAAAAAAUAAUCAUAACAAUAACAAUAAUGCUUCCAACCCCAUUUGUAUCAAUGUUUGAUAAUCAAAUCAAGAUGUACAAAGAUGAAGGAAAAAAAGAACCCUUUAGUCUUAGCCUAGCUUAGUUAGUUUUGGGAAACCAUAUGUAGAAAUAACGUAUAAUCGGUAAAUGUUUAUGUAUAUCUUAGUGUUAUUAGAAGCUAUUAAUCAUAAAUAUAUACAUAAUGUUUGUUUAAGGUUGAAAUUUCAACAGUUGUUGUCUUGUAAUUUGUGACGUCCAGAGAUGGACAAAUUAACAAACGGCCUCUUUUGGAGCAUGUUGAUGUGUGAUUAAAUAACGGAUGAUCAAUUAAUACGUUGGCCUCUUACUUGCAAGUUUUAUUUGAAUCACCAACCAAAACAAAAACCAGAGGGAGACCCACACGAUUACUUCUUUUGUUUUACAAUUCAAAUUUCAAAGAGAGGGGUUGCUAAAGUUCAAAAAGGGAACAGCGUAAAAGCAGGACUAAAAUAAGGAAGAAAGCAGAGGACAUAACCACAAAAAAAAAAAAAAAAAAAAAAAAAAAAAAAAAAAAAAACAA
Cucumis melo (muskmelon) is the source of this 1682-nucleotide messenger RNA. RefSeq lists its product as uncharacterized. The record is from RefSeq and is a predicted model, not a curated record. Bases 56 to 1162 code for a protein of 368 amino acids. The transcript has a single exon. Lineage: Eukaryota; Viridiplantae; Streptophyta; Magnoliopsida; Cucurbitales; Cucurbitaceae.